GCAGGCGUGCACGGAGCAGUGAGAUCACUGGCGUUAUAAAUAUCCCGGUGCCAGCGCCGAGAUCCGCUCCGGUGGCCUCUCUCUCUCUUUCUCUCUCUCUCUCCCCCUCUCCCUCUCCCUUCCCCGAGGCUAUGUCCACCCAGUGCGGCGAGGGAGGCAGCGCCAGAGGCACGCAGCCGCGCGGGGGCUACGGAGCCCGGAGCCAGCCCUGCAAGAUGCACUUAGGACCCCCGCGGCCGGAAGAAUGAGCCUGUCCUUGCUCUUCCUCAUCUUCUGCAGCCACCUGAUCCUCAGCGCUUGGGCUCACGGGGAGAAGCGUCUCACUCCCGAAGGGCAACCCGCGCCUCCUAGGAACCCGGGAGACUCCAGCGACAGCCGGGGCAGAAGUAGCGCGACGUUUUCUUCUGCGUCUUCUGCCUCCUCACUAGUCGCAGCUUCUCCGGGCAGCCAAGGAAGCGGCUCGGAGCAUAGCAGUUUCCAGUGGAGCCCUUCGGGGCGCCGGACCGGCAGCCUGUACUGCAGAGUGGGCAUCGGUUUCCAUCUGCAGAUCUACCCGGAUGGCAAAGUCAAUGGCUCCCACGAAGCCAGUGUGUUAAGUAUUUUGGAAAUAUUUGCUGUGUCUCAGGGGAUUGUAGGAAUACGAGGAGUUUUCAGCAACAAAUUUUUAGCGAUGUCAAAAAAAGGAAAACUCCAUGCAAGUGCCAAAUUUACAGAUGACUGUAAGUUCAGGGAGAGAUUCCAAGAAAACAGCUAUAAUACCUAUGCGUCCGCCAUCCACAGAACUGAAAAGACAGGCCGGGAGUGGUACGUGGCCCUGAACAAGAGAGGGAAAGCCAAGAGAGGCUGCAGCCCACGGGUCAAACCCCAACACGUCUCCACCCACUUCCUACCCAGGUUCAAGCAGUCCGAGCAGCCAGAACUUUCCUUCACCGUUACUGUUCCAGAAAAGAAAAAACCACCGGUGAAACCAAAGGUGCCCCUGUCGCCGCCUCGCAGAAGUCCCAGCCCAGUGAAGUACAGACUGAAGUUUCGCUUUGGAUGAUGCUCUUCCGCCCUGGCCUUGUGGGAAACCACUCUCUCUCUACAGGCGUCAUCGGAGCCCUGAAAGACACUUUCGGAUACAGCAUCCCUCCCUCUGAUGUGCCUACACGAGUGGAAGUCAGGUCACUUGUUCCUCUUUGACUGGAACUAAACUGUUUUCUAAAUUUUAAAUCGAAACAGAAGUGGGAUUCUCUGUAGCGACCCAGGGAGCUCAUCUCUUCAGAUCACUAAGGUUAUAAAGGCUUUGUGAUUUGAGGGUGGUUAGCAUUCUGCAUUUUCAGACCAGUUCGAUAGCCUGGGACUAUGUACUUUUCUCAUUUUUACAGAUCAACCAGAAAGAACAUACAUGAUACAUGUUUAUUUUUGUUUUCCAAAGAAUAUUUUGAUGGAGAUAAAAUAUUUUAUAAACUUUUGGUUUUUUUUUAAGGUACCUCAGCAUUGAGCAUAUUUUCUUACUUUUAUUAUUUUAAUUAACGUGACACAAACAGUUGGUUUAUUGCUGUUCAUGGAUUAUAAAUAUUUUCUUAGUUCGUGUGGUAGGAUCUGGAUCUCCUUGGCGUUUUUCUCUUUACUACAGCAUUGUUUACUUUAUUUUAGCUAUACCUCAAGUCGUUUAAGUUUAGUUCUACAUUUUAAAAUUUUUUUAAAAUGUGCUUUCAAAGUCCCAAAAGGCUCAGCUUGGAGGUGUGCAUUGUGUAUAAAGUUGUGGCAUUAUGUGGAAUCUGGCCACAUUAGUGGCUGGGCUCACGAUCAGAAGGAGGAAAAUAUGAGGACAUUUUGAUGGAUUUAAAGGCUUUAUGUAAAGAAAAGGACAGAGGCCAACGCACAGUAAGUGUGCAGCGUCUGUGGAGAUUUAACUCUCUUUUGCUUCUUCUCUUUUUAUCUGCCCCCUGCCCUCAUUCAAGAACAGCUGAAGGAAUAAGUUUUAUUCUGUCCAUCAAGCAUACACUUGGAAACUGGAGUGCUUAAAAAUACUUCUAUAACUCCCUGUUAUCCUUACUGUAUGGACCCACAGGGAGUAACUAAUAACUAAUCAGGGUGUGUGUAUGUUUUUGUGUGUGUGUGUGUGUGUGUGUGUGUGUGUGUGUGUGUGUGUGUAGCUGAAGAAGAUGAAUCACUAACCAAGUUUUCAUGUCAAGUCUCAUGGUCAAAAAUACUUCUAUUAUUCAGUCAAAUACCCUUUGAGCUUUCUAUCCUAAAGGUAACGACUGCAAUGAGUGGGUCUGCUCUGCUCUAAGAAAACCUGAUGUACCCUAGAAGCAUCUGCCCUUGUCAUGCAGGAGCUUAAUUUGGGAAUUUGAUGAGCUGAAAAUGACACUUCAUUCUUAACCCAAAUUCCAAACCCUGAAUGGAAAUCACAGAACGUUUAGCUUACAAAGAGUUACAAAAUGUAUUUUCUUGGAUAAUCAUUUUUAUGGAGAUCUAUGAAGUAUAAGUGUUCACCUUAUAUUCCUAAAUGCUGCAAUAAAGAGGUGUAGAUGACC
Molecule: messenger RNA, 2525 nt
Organism: Mus pahari (shrew mouse)
Lineage: Eukaryota; Metazoa; Chordata; Mammalia; Rodentia; Muridae
Gene: Fgf5
Product: fibroblast growth factor 5
Exons: 3
Coding region: 245-1042 (265 amino acids)
Biological process (GO): cell differentiation; positive regulation of cell population proliferation; animal organ morphogenesis
Cellular component (GO): cytoplasm
Molecular function (GO): growth factor activity; fibroblast growth factor receptor binding
Source: RefSeq, a predicted model, not a curated record